AUGGGCGUCGCAUCCGCUAUCCUCAUUGUCCUCAUCACCAUCUUAUUCCCGCCUCUGGGUGUGUGGGCUGUGGCAGGAUGUGGCAUGGAUUUGUUCAUCAAUAUUUGCCUGACAAUUCUGGGCUACCUUCCGGGCCAUAUACAUGCUUUUUAUCUCGAGUAUAUCUACUACGAUCGCCGCGAACAGGCACACGAAGGACGAUUCCCGACCAGCCGUGCGCCAGGCGUCUAUUCUGACAACGUGCAAACCGGCGGCCAGGGGUAUGGCACAAUUGCCCAGUCUACUCGCUAG
This is a messenger RNA of Pochonia chlamydosporia 170, 291 nucleotides long. RefSeq lists its product as hypothetical. NCBI's taxonomy places the organism in Eukaryota, Fungi, Ascomycota, Sordariomycetes, Hypocreales, Clavicipitaceae. The coding region runs from base 1 to 291 and encodes 96 amino acids. The transcript has 3 exons. Gene Ontology annotation, cellular component: membrane. The record is from RefSeq and is a predicted model, not a curated record.